Musa acuminata AAA Group (dessert banana) is the source of this 765-nucleotide messenger RNA. RefSeq names its product small ribosomal subunit protein eS12-like. Gene Ontology annotation, molecular function: structural constituent of ribosome. Gene Ontology annotation, biological process: translation. The transcript is spliced from 4 exons. The record is from RefSeq and is a predicted model, not a curated record. Gene Ontology annotation, cellular component: ribosome; cytosolic small ribosomal subunit. NCBI's taxonomy places the organism in Eukaryota, Viridiplantae, Streptophyta, Magnoliopsida, Zingiberales, Musaceae. Bases 139 to 555 code for a protein of 138 amino acids.
ACUUCAUCCAAAACACCCCUAACCCUAAUAAAGACCUUGGUGGUGGCGCGCUCUCCUUCACGCCGACCAUCUGUACGAGUAAGGUGUCUCUGAAUCGUAGGGUUUUCCUUCUUCCCCAUCCGUUACGAGCACAAGAAGAUGGCUGCUGAAGUUGCUGUCACGGCUGAGAAUGCCCCAGCUCUUGGAGAGCCCAUGGACUUGAUGACAGCUCUGCAGCUUGUGAUGAAGAAAUCGUUGGCCCAUGAUGGGCUUGUUCGUGGACUUCAUGAAGCUGCGAAGGCAAUCGAGAAGCAUGCUGCGCAACUUUGCAUCCUAGCUGAGGACUGCAACCAGGCUGACUAUGUCAAGCUGGUCAAAGCACUAUGUGCUGAUCACAAUGUGCAUUUAGUGACCGUACCAAGCGCCAAAACACUUGGGGAGUGGGCAGGGCUGUGUAAGAUUGAUUCAGAAGGAAAGGCUAGAAAAGUUGUGGGUUGUUCAUGUGUCGUCCUCAAGGAUUACGGAGAAGAAUCAGAGGGCCUUCAUAUAGUUCAGGAGUAUGUGAAAUCACAUUGAGCGCAAUCACAAAAAAUGGAUGGAUUUAUUCAGACUUUCUAUGGCUGAAUCAGUUUUUGAGUUGUUAUUCUGUGAGAUUUUGUUUAUUGAGCUUGGCAUGGUUCUGUGGUUAUUUGAUGGGCUCAAUAAUCAACUUUCUUUUGCACUUUUAUCAAACUAGAUGAUUUAUUACUGCUUGGACCAGCAAUUUUCUAAAGGCACCAUUUUUUA